AUGAAGGCAGUUGGCUUAAAAAGAUAUGGUGAUAUUGAAGUCCUCGAAGAUCUCGACGUACCUAAACCAUCUGCUCCUCAAGGAAGAGACUUGCUUAUUCGAAUAAAAGCCACCAGUGUUAAUCCGAUUGAUAUAAAGGUUCGAGGAGGCGUUUAUGAUGAUUAUCCAGAUUAUUAUGAUCACGUACCUUUUAAUACCGAUAAAUAUCAAAUUCUUGGUUAUGAUUCAUCAGGUGUUGUCGAGCAAGUUGGACCCGAUGUAUCUCGGUUUAAAAUUGGUGAUGAAAUAUAUUUCCUUGCUUCACCUUUUCGACAUGGAAGUAAUGCCGAAUUGGUACUUGCUGAUGAACGAAGUGCAGCAUUGAAACCACGCAGUCUUUCAUUUGAACAUGCUGCUGGUAUUCCUUUAACAGCUCUAACAGCUUGGGAAGCACUUGUCGAACGGCUUGAAAUCAAAGAAGGUGAACAAGUAGCUAUUCUUAUUAUUAAUGGAGCAGGAGGUGUUGGAUCAAUUGCAUCACAAAUUUGUGCUGAAAUUCUUCGUUUACCAGUUGUUAUUACAACAGCAUCAAGAGAAGAAACACGUAAUUUUAGUAAGGAAAUGGGUGCAACACAUGUUAUUAAUCAUCAUGAUGAUAUUGUAAAGCAAAUAAAUCAAUUGAAAUUAAAUGUUCCAUUAAAAUAUGCAUUUAUUACUCAUACAACCGUUGAAGAAUAUGUUAAAGUAUGUGCAGAUGUUUUAUCUCCAUUUGGAAAAAUGUGUUCAAUUGUUCAAGGUAAAUUUGAUUUUUAUGGUACACCAAGUAUGGCUAAAUGUUUAACAUUUGUCUGGGAAUUAUUAAGUACCAAAGUACGAUAUGGUGGUAAUUUGGAAGUUCACGGAGAAGUACUUGAAAAAUUAGCUAAAUUAAUUGAUCAAGGAAAAAUAAAAUCGCAUGUAACACAAGUCUUUGAAUUUAAUUGUGAGAAUUUAAAAAAAGUUCAUGAUCUUAUCUUCAAAGGAAAAGCUAUUGGCAAGAUUACUUUAAAAAUGAAUACAUAA
Molecule: messenger RNA, 1041 nt
Organism: Rotaria sordida
Lineage: Eukaryota; Metazoa; Rotifera; Eurotatoria; Philodinida; Philodinidae
Source: the annotation of a GenBank genome assembly